Messenger RNA from Bombina bombina (fire-bellied toad), 1224 nucleotides. It is a transcript of the gene GATAD1, whose product is annotated as GATA zinc finger domain containing 1. Bases 148 to 933 code for a protein of 261 amino acids. Gene Ontology annotation, biological process: chromatin organization; regulation of DNA-templated transcription. Lineage: Eukaryota; Metazoa; Chordata; Amphibia; Anura; Bombinatoridae. Gene Ontology annotation, cellular component: nucleus. The record is from RefSeq and is a predicted model, not a curated record. The transcript has 8 exons. Gene Ontology annotation, molecular function: sequence-specific DNA binding; zinc ion binding.
CAUGCGCAUUACAAUCUGUUUAUUUUUGUUUUUAUUUCGCAAAAGAGGACUUUUACAGGGCAUAUUAUAGAUGAUUUGUAAACGAAGAGAUAUCUGAAUAUUUGUCAAGGUACCCUACUGCAGGGAUUAACACAUUCUGGAAGCCAGAUGCCGCUUGGAUUAAAACCUACAUGCAGCGUAUGCAAAACCAACUCCUCUUCCAUGUGGAAAAAGGGAAGUCAAGGAGAGAUCCUCUGCAAUAACUGCACAGGGAAAGCUGGUGGUGGGGGAGGAAGCCAUAGUGGCUGUACAGUUGGUGGCAGUUCCUAUAGUGGAGUAAGUUUUGCCAGCACCUCCUCUUCUCAGCAGAGCAAUGGUGGAAGCAGUAAGCAAUCAAAACAGGAAAUCCACAGAAGAUCUGCCCGACUGAGGAACACAAAAUACAAGUCUGCUCCAGCUGUUGAAAAGAAAGUUUCUACCAAGGGAAAGGGCAGAAGGCACAUAUUUAAACUGAAAAAUCCCAUUAAAGCACCAGAGGCUGUUUCUACCAUUAUAACUUCUGAGUCUUUGUUCUAUAAGGGUCUGUAUUAUCAGCUUGGUGAUGUGGUUUCAGUCAUGGAUGAGGAAGAUGGUAAAUCAUAUUACGCCCAGAUAAGAGGUUUUGUUCAGGAUCAAUACUGUGAAAAAAGUGCUGCUCUUACCUGGCUUAUCCCUACGCUAUCCAGUCCUGAAGACCGAUUUGAUCCAGCAACUUAUAUCAUAGGGCCUGAUGAGGAUCUUCCAAGGAAGAUGGAGUGCCUGGAAUUUGUGUGUCAUGCACCUUCUGAAUAUUUCAAGUCUCGAUCUUGUCCUUUUCCAACACUUCCUACCAGACCAGAGAGAGGAUUUAUUUGGACUCAUAUUGGACCAACUCCUGCAAUCAAUAUCAAAGAUUCUAUUGCCAAUCACUUAUAGCCUUUACUGGACUGAUAUUUAUGUAUGUUUUGCAACAUCAGGUGACCUGGCUCAAGAAGAACAGUGAUACCAGCCUAUAGAGACAUUAGUGUUCAGCAGAACAAACAUUCUCAGUGUCCCUUUCUCACUGCAUAAUUUUACAUUUCUUCUUUUUAGUAUGAACAGCAAUCUGUAAAUAUGUAUAAUAUGUGAAUUUUUGACCUAUCUAAAAUAAAUGCCACAACCAUGCAAUGUUGAUAUUUAGUUUAUGCUAAAAGAGAUAAUUUAUAUAAAAGUCGUCCUUGAACUCUU